Molecule: messenger RNA, 2276 nt
Organism: Aspergillus ibericus CBS 121593
Lineage: Eukaryota; Fungi; Ascomycota; Eurotiomycetes; Eurotiales; Aspergillaceae
Exons: 2
Coding region: 344-1834 (496 amino acids)
Source: RefSeq, a predicted model, not a curated record
UAUCCUAACAUAAUGAAUCAUGCUGCCACAAGUUCUGUUGGGAAGCGGAGGCGACCGAGGUCAGGCGCACCCGGUUGGGUGCCACGAAGAAACGCAGGCCGCGAGGGGCCGCUUUUGCCUGGAACCCGCUUCUGCCUCUCUCCCGGUCGCUCGUCUCUCACAACGCCCAGCCAUCGCCUUUCCAACCUCCACAAUCCAUCGCAAGCCCCCACAAUCAUCUCGAACCCAUCUCGAAACCGUGGGCAAAAUGCUCCUCAUAUCGAUCUAAACUCAGUUGACGAGUGUUUGAGUCUGCCCAUCACGCCUAUUUAACGUACUACCGCGUCUCCCCCUUUCGCCCAUCAUGACCACAACGCUCGAACGCAGUCUCUCUCGCACGUCGAGCAUGUCUAUACCCGUCUCCAGCCCUAGGCUAUCCCUCAUCCACGAAAGCACUCCUUCAGCCCUAACAGACCCGACCCUCUCGCAUAUCCACGACCGUUUGACCUUCUUGGACUCCCGCUUGCUUGAGCUACGCUCCAGCGUGCUGACAAAGGAUGGCUACGUUGACCGACGCAACCGCGAAGACGAACACAUCCGCCGUGAAUUUGAAGCCAACCGGACCGUUUCCAACCGUAUCGAUCUGAACGUGGUGGCCCUGAAGACGGAUUUCGACCAGUUGAAGUCGGGAAUCUCCCAGCUCAAGUCUAGCAUCGGCCAGAACGGCAACGAGACCGUCUUCCUUCGCAGCGACGUCGACCGCUUGUCCAAGAAUGUCGACCAGAUUCAGUCCGAUGUUGAACAUCUGCAGACCGACGUCUGCGGAUGUCGCGUGGAGAUCAGCAAGCUACAUGCGACCAUUAGUCAACUUCGCACAGAUUUGAUCACUCUGCAACAUGAGACAUCACGACAUCUGACUUCAGUGUUCAACAGGUUCUCUCUCAUCGAAGCCCGCAUGAAGCACUCCGAGCGGGUCCGUUUCAACUCGUUGGCCCAUACGACACAUGCCCCGAUCACGCCUGUUCCGGUUGUGGAAGAUGACGGAUCGUUGCAAUGGCCCGAAUAUUUCCCUCGCACCGUGUGGCGAUUUUGGUGUUUGAAAAAGCGGAGUCGACUUAACCGGUUGGUGCAACUGGCCGAUUUCUACCAGCUUGGAGGAUAUGAGUACUGGGGCCGCAUGCAUCAGGAGCCAUCGCUGUUUGCCAGCGAUAGCGACUCGAGCGAUUCCAGUGACUAUCCGUCCAAUCUGAGUCGGGCAGAAGCCGUUCGCUUGUACCCCGAGGCUGCACACCAGGCCUUGGCUGCUACUUUGGGGUUGGUAUAUUAUAAGAUUCGAAAUGAAGUGGGCGAAGGACCGAAUGCGGCCAUCCCUCGUCCACCCAAACGCCAGCAGGAGGAGGUUGUUUCGGCGACCUCUAGCAAGGAAAAGCCGGGCAAGAUACCCCGCCGGCCUACCGUGUCUCCGACCACUUUGAAGCGACUCGUCACUGGACCCUCUCUGGAGUCCAAGUCUUUGACUUCGGAAGAGUCGGACAAGCUUGGCUGGAACGUGCACUCGGACGUGUCCGAUGACACGAUCAGCAAGCUUCGUGGGUUUGUUUCCGAGGAAGUCGGGACCAUCCUACGAGCAUUGGAGCGGGGCCGGAUCCGGCUCAAGUCGAACCGCUCCGAGCGGACAAAUCAGUCGCCCACGGAGUCCAAAGCCAGCUCUCGCAAUGGCAAGGUCGAGGAGGAUGAGCGAACCUUGCCGAACACGAUCGCCACUGAGAUCGUGUCUUUCUCGGAUCGUGCCGAGAAGAUGGAAGACCCUGAGCUUCCAGACACCGCGUCUGAUGCUACGAGCCCGCAGACAUGAUGGAUAUUACAUUCGGACUACGCAAUGCAGCUGUGUAUCUCAUGUCGCCUCAGAAUCGCCCUGACUGCACUGCAGAGGUAUACUAUGGGAGGCCGUUCCUUGCGGCUAAUCGCGCCAUCGAUCAAUCGAGGCUGCGGAGUUGCUGAACGGCUGCCAUAGUACCAGGGGCUUGAGGCGACUACUCGCUAACAGCGAUAACAUCUGGGCCGAAGCCGCUGAUCUAGGCAGUAAGCCACUGCCGGAUAUAUCAGAUACACACAGGCCGAUGGCCUUAGGCUUCUAGCCACUUACGACGGGUGAUGCCCGACAGCAUCGGAAGGCGUCCUGUAUCUUUUGGCAUAAGGUUCAUGUGAUACCCCAUUGGAGUUAUUUGGAGUCGAUUUAGCGUAUAUAUUUUUGGAUUGAUUUGAGUGAAUUGACCGUGGUAUUGACCAAGCAUAGA